AUGCAUCCCAACAAGCACGGGGCCCUCCCGAAUGGGCAGUUUGCUCAAACGGGGACUGAAAACACCGGUCCUGCCAUUACUCGACCGUUCACAUUACAAGAAUCGCUUCCUUACUCACCACAGACCUCGACGAUUCCCUUCAUUUCUGACAUCAUCCCCGAUCCCGUCCUAGGUUCCGGUUCUCCUGCUCUUCCUUUGACCGACUUGUUUCAAUUCCACGAAUUCGAUAGCCUGAACAGGGAAGCCGCCGGCCAAGCCCAGAUGCCGCGCAACGUCAAACAAGCCGUGGACCAUGUCCUGCAAGACAUUAAGCCCAGUCAGCGAACGCACUACAAGUUCACGACCAUUUCAAGAACGAAUUCAACCCCUUCAAAUGGCAAGAGCCUUAUUGGAGACUUGUCGCCGAUUACAAGAAGUGUCUUCGAUAAGGUGGGAGGCUACUUCAAGACGACGAAACCUGUCAUCUCCGAGACUAAACAACUCAACGGCCAAGCUGGAGGUCACUCGACACCCAAGCAACGCUCGUCCUCGAUCAACUCACCAAAUCCUCCACAACCGCAUAACCUACCAGCCCAUAAUUCCCAGGCACACAAGUCAAACUCUAUCAGAAUCGAAGUUGCUAUACCGUCCAAGAGACAGUUCGAUCCAUCUGCAUAUGUCGAUGUGAAGGAUAUGCCCCAGCAGGAGGCUCCUGCAGCCCGUCAUGUGCAACAACAACGCCAGCAACAACAAGCACAGCCCUUGUCUCUACCUUCAGAGCCAAUAGUGCAAUCUCCUGCCGACACUGCUACAGAUGUUAAUCAGAAUGGCGCAUUUCGAAUUGAACUUCAUCGUGCGAAUAUCAACCGAGAGGAAUACAUCGAGGUCGAAGAGAGGCCGGAAGACCCUCAUCAUCUAUCUGUCCGAAAGCAAGGCCAACAAGGCUACUCCGAUAGCCAGGAUCUUCUUGGGGAGAGCCUCGAUCAACGGCAGCGUAGUGAGGCAGCUCUCCACGCGCUUGACAAGCUUGUACGCACUGUCUUCAACUCAGUAGGGCGAGCGCUUGCAGGCGAACCGGGCCAGGAAGAAGUCGUCUCCAUGACACCUGAUCAAGAGGUUGCUAUGACCGCCUCUUCUCAACAGAAGAUGCAUGGUGCGAUUCAGAAGACGAUCACGCUCAAGUGUUUCGAUCAGGUCCCCGUAGAACAUUUGGCCCAUGUCAUGAGACUGAGUGAUGCCAGAUUGAAACAAGUUGAAAAUCUGGAGAUACGCAUUGACGAGAGCUGGAAUGAGGAUGCCGUCGACGCAUGGACACAACAGCUUUCAGAGGUGGAGACAAUCUUGAAGUCAGCUCGUACUUGUCUUCGCAUUCUCUCGGGUGGACGAGAGGACAAGCAACUUUACUCAGAAAGUGUCAUUCAGAGGAGCGUGGAUAUUUUCAGAAAGGUUACUGAGGAUAUCGUCAUGCCUCUUGUGGAACUUCGGCCAUCAGGACCCGCUUCAGGCGUUUUCAAGCUGCUUUCGAAGAACAAGAAACCCAUUACAACCGUCUUCCUCUGCUGCCAGAAGUUGUUUGCAUUACUUGCGGAACUCGUGACCAAGAUUGAGCUCUCAGAAUCCGUCAUCAACUCGCUUGAAUACACGUCCUCCCGUCUCAUUUUCUUGGAGAAUGCAUACUUCGAGAAAGAUUCUGUGGUGGGAGUUCAAAAGUUUGACGGACUUCGGUCUGUUGCAAUGGACAUGCUUUCCCAAAUUUUCCUGAUCAAACCUGAGCAGCGUCAAGGCAUCAUUGAUGAAAUUCUUACGUCUCUCGAAAAGCUGCCGGUUGGGAAGCAGAGCGCUCGCCAAUUUAAACUUUCAGAUGGAGGAAGUAUUCAACCUGUCUCUGCUUUGAUCAUGAGGCUGGUCCAAGCCAGCUCUGGGCGAGUGGAUAACAACAAGAAGCGGAAUCGUAACAAGCUUUUGCGAAACAUCGACGGGGAGGAGGAAGAGGGUUCCGAUGAUGGUGACGAUCGCGAACCCUCUGGGGUCAAGCAGUUUGUUUCCUCCAUUAAGAGUGAGGUGCAAGGCGCCAAACAACACGCUGUUGCGAUCAAAGAUCUCGAGAUUUCAGUUGCUCCACUCUCUGACGCGGCGCAGCGCAAUGCCUCGUACGUGAUAAGCUUCAUUAUCAAGCGUGCAGUCGGUUCCACCAAAUCUGGAGAUACCCCUUACCGAAACCUUCUUGAUCUUUUCGUAGAGGACUUCACCACUUGUCUUGACUCGCCAGACUGGCCGUCAGCUGAACUACUGCUUCGCCUCUUAAUGAUUAUGAUGGUACAGCUUUUCGAGGCUCCCAAGACUGCUGCUCCAGCGAAGAACAUGGCUUUGGAGUUGUUGGGAGGAUUGAGUGCUGCUAUCUCCCGUCUUCGUUCUCAUGUUCAGAGACUCACGAGCUCUUUCGAGGGCAAUGACGCUGAUGACAUAUCCCGAUAUCUUGCUGAUAUUGCCAAUCAAUCUUUAGAGCACAAAACUCGUGUGGAACAGCUUGUUGCCUGGACGGGACCAUACCGAGUUGUCCUGGAGCAUGUUCAGAACAGAAGUAACGAAGAUCCCCACUUAUCAAGUGCUAUCUCGUUUCUGGUUGCCGGUUGGGCGUCCCAGGUACACAAUGGCUACGACACUUACCAAGAAGGAGACGAUGAGCGAGAUGAGGAACUUGGACGCUUAGCUUAUCGUUUGAGGAUGAUGAUUGAGGAUCGCAGAUGGCUUGUCAACGAGUACACAUUCAAGACCGUUUCGACAGCACAAGCCAAACUGUCGUACUCAAUCGUUCUACUGCGCUCACCUCUUUGUGAAGCUUUUAGUAAGAUUCUCAACAUCCUCCUUAGCUCUAUGGCCAGUGAUCAGGCCACAGUCCGGAGUAGAAGUCUAAAGAGUGUUAACCAAGUUUUGGAGACCGAUCCCUCAAUCUUGGAUGGCGACUCGACCGUCAUUGACCUGAUACUAGACUGCGCUGGAGAUUCGUCUAUACAAGUGCGAGACUCUGCUCUCGGAUUGCUUGGUAACUGCAUGACUAUGCGACCUCGCCUGGAAACAUCGCUCACACCAAUGAUCGUCAACCGGUUCCAAGAUAACGGUCUAGGUGUACGGAAGCGCGCUAUGAAGCUUACUCGGGAUAUCUAUCUUCGCAACCCAAGCAAGACACUCCGUAGUAUGAUAGCGAAUGGGUUACUGCGUCGAGUGCAAGAUCCGGAUGAAGGUGUUCGCGAUCUGGCCCGCCAGAUGAUCGAGGAGGUUUGGUUUACGCCAUUUUAUCAAGACGAGGGGACCGCCGUGUACCAAACAUCGCUCAACGAGCACGUUUCACUCGUCAUCCAAACGGUUAAGUCCGGCACUGUUACCGAGAUGCUCGACAAAGUGUUUCGCUCAAUCUUGAAGCCCAAAGAUAAAUCUUUGAGCGGGCCGUUUACGGUCUGUACCAAGCUUGUCGCGAAUAUGUUUAGUCUGAUCGACAACCUUGAUACGGAUGACCCAACAGUUCCAUCUGGUCGCGAUGCGUUACAAGUGCUUACCAUCUUUGCAAAUGCCGAGCCCAAGUUGUUCAACUUCGAGCAGAUCCGUCUUUUGAAGCCACAUCUUGCCAACUUCUCCAAGCCUGAAGAGCUGGUUGCCUUCCGACAUGUGACCAUCAUCUAUCGCCGGGUGUUGCCCACUCUAUCUAGCGUUCAUACGGAAUUUCUUUCUGAGGUGCGCAACUAUCUGUUGAAAGCCCUGUCCAAGGUUAACCAGCGAAACCCCUUGGAUGAUCUGGUUGCUUGUACACAGGUCGUUUGUGGCCUCCUGAACGUGUAUACCCCUCUAGUGAGUGGCCUGCUAUCUAGCAUGAUCAAACUCGAUCAGAUACAAGCGAGACCCAUAGACCAAACUGCGAUCACGCUUACCUAUGGGUACAGUCUGAUCAUCGGGAUGAUUGCGAAGCAUUGCAAACUGGACGACUGGACUUCCAUCUUCAAAACCAAGUUUCCUAAGUGGAAGGGCGAUUCAGUUCCUAUGCUUGCGAUCGAGAAGCUAGCACCUCUCGUAGCACCCUCCAAGCCACUCGAAAUUCGCAAGUCAGCACUUGACGCCCUCGGAUUGAUCUGCCAAGCAUGGCCUCGCAAUUAUGUGGUUCCUAAGCUGUAUACGUUGUUUGAUCAGAUUUUCAAAGAGCAGAUACCAGUUCUUGAGGUGUUGAUUUUGAGAUCAAUUCGCGAGUUCCUUCUUGCCGAAGAGAAACGAUCCGAAACCGCAGCGGAAGCUCCAGCUGGAGGCAAGAAGAAGGAACUGACAGUUAUGGGAGGGACCAACUUCGACGAUGUCGCCAGUGCAACCUCUCAAAGAUUUCUGAAGCAUGUAUCGCGCAUCGCAGUUUCCAGCCAGGGCGAUCAUGCUUUCCUUGCUACGGAGGUUCUUGGUAGCAUCAACCGACAGGGAUUAACGCAUCCCAAAGAGACUUGUGUUACCUUGAUGACUCUCGAAACAUCGUCGAACCGCAGGAUUGCGGAGCUGGCAUUUUCUGAGCACCGAUAUGCGCAUGAGAAACACGAGACUGUGCUUGAGCGAGAGUAUGCCAAGGCAGUGCAGUCAGCUUUUGCUUACCAGAGAGAUGUCGUGGAGGAUACUCGCGGUGCAACAACAAAUCCCUUCCAGUCCAAGCUACAUUUUAUGAUCGAGGUACUCAAGAUCAGCAAAAUGAAGAAUCGUCAGCGCUUCCUGGACAAGCUUUGUGGUCAGUUGGACUUCGAUUUCGCCAAACUAGACACGAGUGAAGAAGUCCCAUACCAUAUGGCAUUUGCGCGAUUUAUCACCGAGAACUUGGCCUUCUUCGAAUACCAGACAAUCGGAGAACUUCAAACGACGGUUAACGCGAUUGAAAAAUUGGUGACUAGCACUGGCGCUCCUAUCGCCCAGGCUAUCGAGUCCGAAGUUUUCAACGUUACUGUGGAUGCAUUACAGUUAGCAGCGCCUGAUGCCCCUGAGACAGUAUCUCAGCCCAUGACCGACUCGAUGUCCGUAACAGCACCUCCAGAGGGGCAGCCCGCGCCAAUGUUGGCGAUCGCAUCCACCCUUGAGCCCGGCCACCUUCGCAAGCUUACAACAGCGUCUAUCAUCCUGUUGUCAAUGUGGGAAACGCGAACAUAUCUGCGCCGACUCUAUGGAAUGGGGAUAAGCAGGCACGACAGCAAGGCGAAGGCACUGGCCAAGGAUCUCAAUAAAACACCAGUGAAGGUCCAAGGCGUUCACGGAGACAAGGUCUGGGAAGAGAUCGAGUCUCAUAUGGCUGGGCUUCAAGACCAACAGCGAAUGAUCCAGAAAUGCACGGCACUUGUGGAACUCCUCAACGUGGACAAAGAAUUCAAGGUCGCUGAUGAUGGCGAACAAAUGGAUAUGGGACCGUCAACUCCGAGUGCAGAUGAGGACGAGGACGGCGAUGGCAUGACGGAUAGAGGACGCAAACGAAAGGGUGGACAUACGCCAGUCAAUUCCUUCAAUAUCAAGCGCCAAGCUCACACCUUGAGUCGCACCAGCACCGACCAGUCCUGGAACCCUUUCCGUCACGUCGCCUGGAAGCGCCCAACACGCGCCUUCUCUGACGCCGGCCUUGAGAACCAGCAGAACCGAGGCGCACGAGAUAACACAGUUGGCGAGCAGCUCGCACACGCUUCCUCCGAGCCUGGACGAAGUGGGCCUCCUAGAGAGUGGUCAACAGCAGAGACUAUGACCGACAUGAGGGGGAGCAAAGAAGCUGAUUACGACAGAGAGAAAAUGGCCGGCGGCUCGCCCAUUGACGGAACCGACGACAUCCCUAUUUCACAGCGUUCACUCGUCGGAGAUGAGAAUCAAUUGCGAAACAGGAAGCGCGAAGAGGCCGUGGCCGCCGCAGACAAUAACAUUGACCUGGAAAAGAGUAAACUCAAGAAACGAGAGUCAACCAAGAUUUUCAAAAAGGUCGAACCCAAGGAGCCAUUUACCGUUAGGAAUCAGCUCCAGAGAACCUUCCUCAACUCAUAUAUCAAUAUCCUUCUCAUCGCCGCCCCGGUCGGCAUCGCCCUCAACUACAUCAAAUCCGUCAACCGAACCGCCGUCUUUGUUGUAAACUUCAUUGCAAUCAUUCCUCUGGCCGCCAUUUUGUCAUUCGCUACAGAAGAAAUCGCUUUGCGCACUGGAGAGGUUCUGGGAGGUCUCAUCAAUGCCACCUUCGGAAACGCCGUCGAGCUUAUUGUGGCCAUUCUGGCUCUGGUGGACGGAAAAGUCAUUAUCGUGCAGACGUCUUUGGUUGGCUCCAUUCUGAGCAACCUUCUACUCGUGUUGGGUUUCUGUUUCUUUUUCGGUGGUCUCCGUCGUGAGGCUCAAUACUUCAAUGAGACCGUGGCGCAGACAGCGGCUAGUAUGCUUGCUCUGGCGGUUGCGUCUGUUAUCGUUCCCACCGUUUUCGACCAAGCCAGAGACACACCGGCCGCUAAUGUGGCUCGGCUCUCACGAGGCACUGCUGUGAUUCUCCUUAUUGUCUAUGCUGCAUAUCUUAUCUUCCAGCUCAAAACUCACCAGAGCACUUUCGCCAAAGAGAGUCAAAAAGUGGCUGCCAAGCCAUGGUCGCACGGCGCUGGUGGCAAUAUUCGCCAAGGAGUUAUGGUUCCAGGUGCUCUCGUUGGCGGCGGUAUGACUGGCCCUGAAGAGAAUGAGCGUCUCUCUCAGAUGCUUAUGAAUCCCCACCGGCUUCCUAAAACGGAGGAGGAGGAGGAUGAAGAGGAAGAACCCCAACUGCACUUCUGGGUCGCUAUCGCAACCCUCACAAUUUCCACGAUCUUCAUAGCGCUCUGUGCCGAAUUCAUGGUUGAUUCUAUCGAUGCUGUCACAAAAACUGGAGGAAUUUCAGAAGAAUUCGUUGGUUUAAUCCUUCUCCCGAUCGUGGGGAACGCAGCCGAGCACGCAACCGCUGUGACGGUUGCAAUUAAGGACAAGAUGGACCUGGCUAUUGGCGUGGCAGUUGGCAGCUCCAUGCAGGUUGCCUUGUUCCUUAUUCCCCUGCUUGUUAUCAUUGGUUGGGGAAUGGGUAUGGACGACAUGAACCUGAGCUUCGACCUGUUCCAGGUGGCAACCAUGUUUGUUGCUGUACUCCUGGUCAACUACUUGAUCGCCGAUGGUAAGAGCCAUUGGCUAGAAGGCUGGCUCUUGAUAUGCCUCUACUCUAUCAUAGCUGUCUGUUCAUGGUGGUACCCAACGCAUUCUGACGAAUAG
This is a messenger RNA of Fusarium sp. VM40, 7239 nucleotides long. The record is from the annotation of a GenBank genome assembly. Lineage: Eukaryota; Fungi; Ascomycota; Sordariomycetes; Hypocreales; Nectriaceae.